Messenger RNA from Protopterus annectens (West African lungfish), 1301 nucleotides. RefSeq names its product retinal outer segment membrane protein 1 (gene ROM1). Bases 1 to 1047 code for a protein of 348 amino acids. Lineage: Eukaryota; Metazoa; Chordata; Ceratodontiformes; Protopteridae. Gene Ontology annotation, cellular component: membrane. The record is from RefSeq and is a predicted model, not a curated record. Gene Ontology annotation, biological process: visual perception. The transcript is spliced from 3 exons.
AUGGCCCUCUUCAUACUGAAAUUCACAUUCCAAAAACGAGUGAAGUUAGCUCAGUUACUAUGGCUGCUGUCAUGGCUCGCUGUUGUGGCUGGGAUUCUUACCCUUGGAAUGGGAGUCUACCUGAAGAUGGAACUAAGGAAACGCAGUGAGGUGAUGGACAAUACUGAAAUCCAUGCUGUUCCCAACACCUUGAUUGUGGUAGGAUUGGUGUCCAUUUUCAUUAAUUUCUUUGCAGGGAGAAUCUGUCAGGACUCGCUUGAUAUUAGCCGAUUCCCAAAAUGGAAGACCUUCAUGGGGCCGUAUCUGACUGGCUCUUUCCUUUUCUCCUUUGUGAUGCUGGUGGCAGUAAUUAUGAGCUAUGCAAUGAAAGGUAACCUGGAGACCUCUCUGAAGAUAGGUCUGAAGAAUGGUAUCCGCUUCUACAAGGACACAGAUACCCCUGGUCGCUGUUAUCAGAAGAAAACUAUUGAUCUGCUGCAAAUGGAGUUUCAUUGCUGUGGAAACAACAACUACAAGGACUGGUUUGAAGUGCAGUGGGUCAGUAACCGCUACCUAGACUUCACCUCAAAGGAAGUCAAAGAUCGAAUUAAAAGUAAUGUGGAUGGAAGAUACUUGGUCAACAGUAUUCCAUUUAGCUGCUGCAACCCAAACUCCCCAAGGCCUUGUAUUCAAACUCAAGUCACCAACAACUCUGCCCACUAUAACUAUGAUGUCCAGACAGAAGAACUGAACAUCUGGAUGACAGGUUGUCGAGAGGCACUGCUUAGCUACUACAUGGGGACAAUGAAUACGAUUGGAAUUGGUGUCAUGCUGGUAUACAUACUCCAGAUGUCUGUGAUUAUCUGCUUACGGUACCUUCAGACAUCUAUUGAAGGUGUGAUCGGGCAGGAGAAUACCGAAUGUGACACAGAUGGCUACUUGCUAGAAAAGGGUAUCAAGGAAACAUUCAAGUCCAUGAUGGAAAAAGUGAAGACAGUGUGCAAAUUCAACCAGGUGGAGUCCAUGCCAGCUGACGGAGAAGUGGAGAAAGCUACAUCUGACAGUUAAAAGUUUAAGCUGCCCUAGGGAAGGGAACAACUCAUUAAAGUUUCUGGUCACAUUUUAGAUCAGUGAAUAUCUUUUCUAAGUUGAUAUUUAGCUUAUUUCUGCAUGCUUAAUAAAUACUCAUAUGCAAAUUCACAUGGUUAACAUCUUCUUGGGUAUUUGACAUACAUUUGCUUGUAGGCACAGACCACAUUUGAACUUCAUUAAAUAAUGUUUCCUAGUUAAAUGACCUAUAUUCAUCAAAAUAUGUAUUUCAC